Messenger RNA from Syngnathoides biaculeatus (alligator pipefish), 2348 nucleotides. RefSeq names its product UTP4 small subunit processome component (gene utp4). Gene Ontology annotation, molecular function: RNA binding; protein binding. The record is from RefSeq and is a predicted model, not a curated record. Gene Ontology annotation, cellular component: t-UTP complex; small-subunit processome; 90S preribosome. Lineage: Eukaryota; Metazoa; Chordata; Actinopteri; Syngnathiformes; Syngnathidae. Bases 155 to 2212 code for a protein of 685 amino acids. Gene Ontology annotation, biological process: maturation of SSU-rRNA from tricistronic rRNA transcript (SSU-rRNA, 5.8S rRNA, LSU-rRNA). The transcript is spliced from 17 exons.
CAUGCAAUGACGUACUUCCGUUUGAUCAUAGCUGUUUUGUUCGUUUCCGGUUCAGAGGUCUCCAACGUGGCUGCCCGUUUUCUAGCGUGUGUCGGUCCUGUAAAUGUUAUGUGAGCCUGCCUCUGUGGAGAGAAGCUACCCGAGCUGAGAGAAAAUGGGUGAGUUUAAGGUACACCGGGUUCGUUUCUUCGACUACAUGCCCAGCGCUGUCCGAGCCAUGGCGUUCAAUAGCCGAACGGAACGACUUGCUGUGGCCCGUGCUGACAGAACUGUUGAAGUCUUUAACUUCACUGACAACUACUUCCAAGAAAAGGUGAUCCCAGGUCGGGAUGGUGCAGGCAUCGAGACUCUCUGCUGGGUGGGUCACCGUCUCUUCAGUGCAGGUUUGAGUGGAGAGAUCACAGAGUAUGACUUGGAGAACUUGCAGCCCAUGUCCACAGUGGAUGCCUAUGGUGGGCCAAUUUGGUCCAUCAGUAGCAACAGCAAGGGAACAUUGCUGGCGGUUGGAUGUGAAGAUGGCACGGUGAAGAUAUUUGAAAUACUGGAGGACAGGAUUCAGUUUCAGAGGAACUUUGACAGGCAGAAAAGUCGUAUCAUCAGUCUUUCUUGGCAUCCCUCUGGUACACAGCUGGCGGCUGGCAUGGUGGACAUGAUUCGAAUAUUUGAUGCUGAGACUGGUCACAGCGCACACAGAUUGCUUGUUGAAAGGGCCCUAGGAGCAUCCAAGAGCAGGGAGGUGGUGGUUUGGAGUGUCAUCUUCUUAUCUGAUCACACUAUCAUCAGUGGGGAUUCUGUUGGAAAGGUCCAGUUGUGGGACGGAAUCACCGGAACACUCAUCAAGUCUCACUCUGUCACCAAGUGGGAUGUUCUUGCCCUUUCUGUAUCCCAGGAUGAGAGCAGCCUUAUAGCCGGGACAUCAGAAGGCACUGUGGUCCAGUUCCAGUUUCUUCCUUGCGUCAUCAACAAGCAAGACAAGGACUGGGUCCGAACCAGAACCUUUAAAAACCAUUCGCAUGACGUGAGGGCACUGGUCCAUACUGACUUUUCUGUUGUUUCUGGAGGUGUGGAUACACAGCUGGUAGUACGACCCCUGCUGGACAAAGUCGAGAAGAACACCCAAGAGUCAGCCCUCCGCAAAAUCAUCUUCCCACAUAAGAGUCUGGUGUGUUGCGCUAAGAAGUCAGGGCUGCUGCUCUUCCAGUUCUCUGAUCAUCUUGAGCUGUGGAGGCUAGGGGAGAGUGAUGGGAAUGGAAGGCCUGGCGAAAGUCUACCUCUAAAGAGGAAACCAGAGAAGCUGAUUCAUCUGAAGAGGAAGGGUGAAAAUCAUGUUUGGUGUAGUACUCUGUCGCCAUGUGGAGAGUGGCUGGCGUAUUCAACGGUCUCCAGGGUUUGUCUUUACAGGCUACAGAUCCAUGACAACAACAUCAGGAUCACAAAGGUUUCUAAAGUGCCCAAGAUCCUUCACUUAGCCCAGCAGUUGUGCUUUUCCUCCGAUUCCUCCAAACUCUUUGCAUCCUGCAGCCACUCAUCAGUCAUUGUGGUUUCCCUCAGCCAGUCAGAGUGCAAAUACGUUUGCACAUUUAAACCUCAGCCAGGUUCCAGACAUCCAAUCCACCUGUUGCAUCCAAGUGACGAUGGCAAGUGGCUCGUUGCAGCCAACACAGGCGGUGAGGUCCAUGUCUACAACCUCCAAAAGCUGAAGUUUCACUGCACAGUGCCAGUGUACAGCUCCUGUCCUACCGCCUUGGCACUUCACCCAACCACCAGCAACCUCAUCAUAGUGCACGCAGACCAGCAGAUAUUUGAGUUCUCUCUAGUGCAAAAGGAGUACACCGAGUGGAGUCGCAAGCUGCAGAAGCAAGGGCUGCACCCUCUCUGGGUGCAAAGGGACACGCCCAUUACUCACAUCACGUUCAACCCAAAGAACUCAGCUCACAUUCUUCUGCACGAUAUGUUUAUGUUUUGCAUCAUCGACAAGAGCCUGCCACUCCCAGAAGCUAAGUCUCAACUCUCCAAUCAGAUGACACUUCGGAGUCUCCCCGAGUCUGACAGGAUAAGAUACAGCCACUCGUUCAAGAUUUGCAAAAGUUUUCAGCCCCUCUUGAGUUUGACCCUGCUGGAGGACCAGUCCAUAGUCGCGGUGGAGCGUCCUCUGCGUGACAUCCAGUCUCGGCUGCCUGCACCUGUACGACAGAAGAAGUUUGCCACAUAAACAAAAGAAGACAAAACCAGAUUUUGGCUGGCGUGUUGGCACGGAUCUCAUUUGUCAAAGAGCUGUAGCUGGACCGCAUCAAAAAAUGUCAGAAUGUUGCCAGUUUCUAAAUAAACCUUUGAUAAGUAAACAACUA